Molecule: messenger RNA, 1020 nt
Organism: Linnemannia hyalina
Lineage: Eukaryota; Fungi; Mortierellomycota; Mortierellomycetes; Mortierellales; Mortierellaceae
Source: the annotation of a GenBank genome assembly
AUGACACCGUGCUCAUCGGGGGGAGCAGGCAUCGCGGACAUGAUGCUGGCACUUCUUCGGAAGGCCGACAUUCCCUAUGAUAGCUAUGAGCGAGCUGCAGAAGUAAAAGCCCUUGGAUCGGCACUGUACUUCAAUGCAAUGACGGCACGGAUCUUCAAGAAGGUGGGGAUCAACGACGAGCCGUAUGCCAUGGGCGAGAACACGACUUGUAUCCAAAUCGCGAGCGAGUUCGGAUCGAAGGGAUACAUCAUUUGGAGACCCAUGAUAUACGACGUCCUCCGUCGCCAGGUCCCCAAGGAACGCUUCCAAAUGGAUCGCAGGGUCGUCUCGAUCUCUCAGCAAGACGAUGUUGACAAAGGCGGCAAUGAAGGAAAGGGCGCCGUGACGGCCGAGUUUCAGGACGGAUCAGCCGUUCGCGCAGGGAUCUUGGUGGGCGCCCGAUGUGCAGUCCGCCUAGAGGCUGACGAUGGGCGAACUGACCAACUGGACGCCCAAGAGUUGAUCUCCAAGGUUAUGCUGGAAGAAAAGGUCUUCGAGACCUGGCACCAUGGCCGUGCUGUCUUAAUCGGCGAUGCGUGCCAUAAGCUGAACCCAGCAGGAGGGUCAGGAGCCAAUUGCGCGAUCCAUAACGCAGUAGCCCUGGCCAACAGUAUCAAUGCCCUUCCCGAAACCCUCACAAGAGCCUAUAUCGAUCAAGUCUUCAAGGCCUAUCGGAAUGAACGUCCGCCCUGGGUUAAAGCGGCCUUCAAUUUCAGGAUUGAAGCAACGUUGACGCGCUUUCUGUCAAGAAAUAUGCUAGACUGGAUCUCAGGAGGAAUCAACAUGCUCUACUACCAACCCCAGGCAGCAUUCCUUCCACUGAUUGAGAACCAGAGGACUGUUGGGCAAGCCUUCCAGGAGGGGUUGGAUGAUGCCCUUCCCAUUGUCGAGGCGCGCAGGAAAAGCAAGCUCGCUUCUGGACAUACUACUGGAGCCGCUACUACUACUGCCACCCAGACAGCCGAUGCUCGUGCCGUGUAA